Trifolium pratense (red clover) is the source of this 3413-nucleotide messenger RNA. RefSeq lists its product as uncharacterized. Gene Ontology annotation, molecular function: phosphatidylinositol binding. Lineage: Eukaryota; Viridiplantae; Streptophyta; Magnoliopsida; Fabales; Fabaceae. Bases 187 to 3138 code for a protein of 983 amino acids. The record is from RefSeq and is a predicted model, not a curated record. The transcript has 15 exons.
AGCGAGAAGGGACUAACUCCAAAUUAAUUAAUUUGCAAAACAUAGAGUCCAUUUAGUAUGAUUUGUCUUAGGUGGACAAAAAUAAAACCGAACAAGAGAAAGAGAGCGAUUUUAACGCUAUGCUCUAUAUUUUAAGGUUUCAAACACUUCGCUUUCAGUUACACAACAGAGAAAAAGAACAAGAAGAUGAAGAUAAAGAUGAAGAUGAAGAAGAAGAAGAUGGGUCCUCUUACAAUGGAUACCAUCUUUGAUCUCAUCGAAGAAGCUAAGCUCCGUUUUCUUUGGUGGGCUCUUUGUAUAUUCGCCAUUUCCUAUUUCUUAACUCAUACAAGUAAAUCAAUGUGGAUGAAUCUACCAAUGUCCAUUCUUUUUUGCGCUGGUCUAAGGAUUCUUAUGAACAAAGUGGAGUUUCGUUGGAAGGUUCAGCCACCAAAAUUACAAACUUACCUAUCACAUUUAGAGAAAAAGCAGUUGCUUAUAGACGAUGAACGCCUCUCUACUUCACCUGCCCCUCCAAAAUGGAAGAAGAAGAUUGAUUCUCCUGCAGUAGAGGCUGCUUUGAACGAUUUCAUUGAUUUGAUAUUGAAGGAUUUCGUAAUAAAUAUGUGGUAUGCAGACAUUACUUCAGAUGGCGAGUUUCCUGAGCAAAUACGUGACUUAAUCAUGGAUGCUCUUGCUGAAGUCUCGGUUAGGGUUAAAGAGAUAAACAUUGUUGAUUUGCUCACAAGUGAUAUAGUUGAUUUAAUAAGCGAUCAUAUCGACCUCUUCAGAAGAAAUCAAGCUGCCAUAGGUAGGGAUGUUAUGUUAACACUGUCUUCUGAGGAAAGGGAUGAAAGAUUGAAAUUCCAUCUGAUGAACUCCAAGGAGCUUCAUCCAGCACUAAUAUCUCCAGAGAGUGAGUACAAGGUUCUUCAGAAGCUAAUGAGUGGAGUACUAGCUACAGUACUAAGAAAACCAGAAGCUCACGUUCCAGUCGUUCGAUCAAUAGCUCGCGAAAUUUUAACCUGCUUGAUAUUGCAACCUGUAAUGAAUUUGGCAUGCCCUGCGUAUAUCAAUGAGCUGGUUGAGUCUCUUCUACUUGUCUUUAAUGUCGGGGAUAUAAAUUGGAUGGGCGGUGGAGAUCAGAGUUCAAAUGCUACAACACUUAAUCAUGAUAAUCACACAGCCUCUGCUGAUUGGGCGCAAAUGCUGGAUGCUGCAACUCAGAGAAGAACUGAAGUUCUUAUGCCUGAGAAUCUUGAGAACAUGUGGACAAGAGGAAGGAACUACGGAAGGAAAAAUCAUAAAAAUGCCAAAUCCGGCUCUACUUCAAAAUAUUCUUCUGUAGAUCAGUCACUGUUAGAUAGACAUAUCGCUCAUCAUGAAACAUCAGCGAGUAAACCUUGUGGAACACAUGCUUUUCCAUUGCAUAGUGUUGGUUCAGAUACCAUACUAUAUGAUGUCAGCACAACUAUGCCGGAGUAUUCAGCAGAUCAUGACAAGGAUUUAUUUUUUGAAGCAGAUCGUCAAUUUGAUGAAGCGAGUGAUAUCAAGGAUCCUGGUUUUAAUAAACAUAAACUUUCACUCAAGAGAAUUGCAAGUACUUCUGUCGUCGGAACCCACCCUCAUAAAGGUGGGCUCAGUGCUUCCGAGUUCCAUGCCCCUGAAUUUAAAAAGAAUGAAGGGUUUCGAGGAAAGAGUAGUUCUGACAUGGUUAUUAAGAAAGAGGGACAAGGUGUUCCAAAGCUUCGGUGCCGGGUGAUGGGAGCAUAUUUUGAGAAACUUGGAUCCACUUCUUUUGCUGUAUAUUCCAUUGCUGUGACUGAUGGGCAAGAAAAAACGUGGUUUGUAAAACGAAGAUACAGGAACUUUGAGCGAUUGCAUCGACAUCUAAAACAUAUUCCCAAUUACACAUUACAUUUGCCUCCGAAAAGGAUAUUUUCCUCAAGCACAGAGGAUGCCUUUGUACAUCAGCGUUGCAUUCAACUAGAUAAAUAUAUCCAUGAUCUCCUGUCGAUAGCUAAUGUUGCUGAACAACAUGAAGUAUGGGACUUCUUAAGUGUUUCCUCAAAGAAUUACUCAUAUGGGAAAUCUUCUUCAAUGAUAAGGACCCUGGCAGUCAAUGUUGAUGAUGCCGUGGAUGAUAUUGUACGGCAGUUUAAAGGUGUUUCAGAUGAUAUAAAGCGAAUAAUUGUCACUGCAGCAUCUCCAACUGCUGAAAGUUCUAAUACAUCUUUCCCUUGGAACAUGGAUGAUGUGGAUAGAAGUACUCCUAAGAAAAAUGCUACAGAGAGUGCGUUGAGUUCUGAUAAUGAGGAAGGUGAAAAAGAAGCCAAUAAUGGCCAUGAGAAUAUUGAUAGAGAAAUAGCAGAAGAUAAUGCGUGUCAUUCUGACAAUGAACCGAGUUCGAAGGAUUAUUCACAAGGGGUAACAAACCAUGGUAAUGAGUCUAGUAACUUGGAUGUUCCAGUUCCAGCUAUAAACGGAACUCUAAGUCAUGAUAAUCCGGACGAUACGAUUCAAGUGCCGCCUGAGUGGACCCCACCUAAUGUGACUGUGCCUAUUCUGAAUUUGGUUGACAACAUAUUUCAGCUUAAGAAAAGAGGCUGGCUGAGAAGACAGGUCUUUUGGAUAUCAAAACAGAUAUUACAGUUGGUGAUGGAAGAUGCAAUUGAUGAUUUGCUCUUGAGUGAGAUUCAUUGGCUCCGGAGAGAGGAAACCAUUGCCCAAGGAAUUCGGUGGAUCCAAGAUAUCCUCUGGCCUGGCGGUACGUUUUUUUUAAGAGUUCAGACCCCUGGGGUGUUCAUUGGUGGCGGUGUAAUUGAUCACAAGCCAUUACAACCUAUAAGUGAAUCUGGUGGAAGGAACACCCGCAAAUCACAGUUAGGGUGUUUUGAGGAACAACUAGAAGCUGCUCGUAGAGCAAGUGAAUUGAAGAAACUGCUCUUUGAUGGAGCUCCAGCAGCCUUAGUUAGUUUAAUCGGACAGAAGCAGUACAAACGUGUUGCCAGUGAUAUAUAUUACUUUACUCAGUCUUCCAUAUGUGUGAAGCAACUUGCUUAUGCAAUCCUUGAACUUCUCCUUGUAUCUAUCUUCCCCGAAUUGCGCAAUGUAAUCAUGAGUGUGCAUGAGAAUGCGCGUGCUCACAAACCUGUAUAGACUAUACGAGUUCCUCUUCGGCUGCUUGGAGUAAGCUUGCUUAUAUUCAAGAUCAAAUUUUUGUGAUAUGUUGUUAUUUUUAUGGCUUUGAUAAAUAGUACUCAUUUUAUGAGAAAAAGAAAAAAGAGAGAGCCAUGAUUGAUGGUUUUUUUCUCUCCACUAUAGAGAAAUUCUUUUGUAAACAUAUAGAUUAUGUACAGAAAGAUUCAUUUUUGUAUUGUGUGGUAGAAUGGUGAAAUGCAUCUAGUCAUAUAGUGAAUUUUUUUUAUCAAUCA